AUGGCGGUGCUUUCGAAAAGCGAGGUGGAAGAGCGUAUUGCUAAUGGCGAGGUCAUAGUGAUCUAUAAGAGUGCGGUGUUGAAGCUGGACAAGUGGAUCAAGUACCACCCGGGCGGAGAUAAGGCUAUAUAUCAUAUGGUUGGGCGCGAUGCGACAGACGAGAUGAACGCGUACCAUAGCGAUGAAAGCGUGCAGCAGUUCAUGCGCUGGAAGAUUGGGCAUGUGGAGGGGGAAUGGAAGAACCUGGUGCCUCCAAUACAGCGCAAUGCCUGCGAGACGAGCAUGCAGCCGGGCACUCCGGGCGAUGAGGACACCUGCUACGAGGACGACGCGUGCGACGCCAAGGUGGAGACGAUGGGGCAGGCGUACAAGAACCACGUAGUAGUCGAUCCGAUGCAGCUCAGCGAGCUGUUCGACGAGGAGAGAGCGGCGCUCGACCGCAAGCUGUUUCCCAGCGCCGAUAGUGAAACUCAGCAGAGGAUUUCGGCGGAGUACAACAAGCUGCAUCAGGAGCUCAUAGACGCGGGCUUCUACGCCUGUCCGUAUUGGAAGUACGGCGUCGAGCUGCUACGGAUAUCCACGCUGCUGGGCGCGUCGUAUUUCACAUUGAUCAGGCUCAAUUGGCAGAUCGUGUCCGCGCUGCUGCUGGGCGUUGCGUGGCAGCAGGCAGUCUUCAUUGCCCACGACGCCGGCCACAUCUCGAUCACACACAACUACCAGGUGGACAGCGUUUUUGGAAUGCUGGUGUCCGCGUGGUUCGGCGGGCUGUCGCUGGGAUGGUGGAAGCGCAACCACAACGUGCACCACCUGGUGACGAACGACCCGGAGCACGAUCCCGACAUCCAGCAUCUGCCGUUCUUUGCGGUCACCUCGCGCCUGUUCACGGGCCUCAAGUCCACGUACUACGAGCGUGACCUGGCCUUCGACCUGCCCGCGCGCAUCUUUAUCCCCCUGCAGCACAUACUGUACUACCCGAUUCUUGCGUUCGGUAGGUUCAAUCUCUACGUGCUGAGCUGGACUCACUUGCUGGGCGGCAAAGGGCCACGCCACGGCCAAGCCGCGUGGUUCCGUUACUUCGAGCUCUGUGGCCUUGUCUUCUUCUGCUACUGGUUCUGCUACCGCCUGCUCGCCUGCUCGCUCUCCACCGCGACCGACCGCGUGCUGUACGUGCUCGUGUCCCACCUCACCACCAUGAUCGUCCAUGUGCAGAUCACGCUCUCGCACUUCGCCAUGUCCACAGCCGACCUUGGCGUGUCGGAAUCCUUCCCGCAGCGGCAGCUGCGGACCUCAAUGGACGUCGCCUGCCCGCGCUGGCUGGACUUCUUCCACGGCGGCCUGCAGUUCCAGGUCAUACACCACCUCUUCCCUCGGCUCCCUCGCCACAACCUGCGCGAUGCUCAGCCGUACCUCUUGCGCUUCUGCGAGCGUGUGGGCAUUAAGUACUCCAUCUACGGGUUUUCGCACUGCAAUUCCAUGGUGCUGUCCCACCUCGAGCAGAUUGCCCAGCAGGCCCGCACCGUUCUUGCAUGUGCCCACACGAUGGGACCUCACAAAGACGUGGCAAUGCCGGCCCCAGGCGGAGACAGCCGCCAGUAUAGUAACCCUAAGCAUGCAUAG
This is a messenger RNA of Eremothecium gossypii ATCC 10895, 1617 nucleotides long. Its product is annotated as AFL079Wp. The coding region runs from base 1 to 1617 and encodes 538 amino acids. Gene Ontology annotation, molecular function: oxidoreductase activity, acting on paired donors, with oxidation of a pair of donors resulting in the reduction of molecular oxygen to two molecules of water. NCBI's taxonomy places the organism in Eukaryota, Fungi, Ascomycota, Saccharomycetes, Saccharomycetales, Saccharomycetaceae. Gene Ontology annotation, biological process: lipid metabolic process. The record is from RefSeq and is marked provisional. Gene Ontology annotation, cellular component: membrane. The transcript has a single exon.